AUGUUGAGCAUGUUCAACAAGGUAGCCUCGGAAGCACCGACCUUGGUACCGGUAGCAACGACCUGGACCUCGGAAACGAUUUCGAUGGUACCACGGGCAAUCUUGGUCGGAAUACCCAAAGCCUGGAAGAAAGAGGUCUUUCCGGGCUCCAUACCGGUGUUACCAGCGGGGAUGAAGACAUCGGUGGUGGCGACGGCACCAGCACGGGCAGGGGCAGCGACAGUGACGGAGGUGAUGGUGUCACGGAUGGUCUUCAAGUCACUGUUGGUGAAAACGAAACCGGUGUUACCCUUGACGAAGGGCAACAAGCGCUCGUACUCGGGGAACUCACCGAGGAAGCCACGGAUGGCACGGCGAACCAUGGUGUUCUUACCCAUGAGGACGACGGCAUCACCACGGAGCUUCUUACGGAUGGUGUGCAUCUGCUGGGAAGACACAUUGUCGACACCAACGAUGAAGAUGGACUUGUACUCCUCCAAGAGAACACGGAGCUUCUCGAAGUACUCAGCCUUCUGUGCGCGAGAUCCACCCAUUUUGAUUAUUGACGGUCGGUUAGAGAAAAGAGAACACUCGAAUCUGUUUAAGCCUUAG
This is a messenger RNA of Saitoella complicata NRRL Y-17804, 591 nucleotides long. RefSeq names its product 60S acidic ribosomal protein P0. The transcript has a single exon. The record is from RefSeq and is a predicted model, not a curated record. NCBI's taxonomy places the organism in Eukaryota, Fungi, Ascomycota, Saitoellomycetes, Saitoellales, Saitoellaceae. Bases 1 to 591 code for a protein of 196 amino acids.